Molecule: messenger RNA, 1250 nt
Organism: Hibiscus syriacus
Lineage: Eukaryota; Viridiplantae; Streptophyta; Magnoliopsida; Malvales; Malvaceae
Product: transcription factor bHLH78-like
Exons: 4
Coding region: 1-993 (330 amino acids)
Biological process (GO): regulation of DNA-templated transcription
Cellular component (GO): nucleus
Molecular function (GO): DNA-binding transcription factor activity; protein dimerization activity
Source: RefSeq, a predicted model, not a curated record
AUGGAAAACCAGUUUUUCCUCCCCGCUCAAGGAAUCUCACCAUCCGGACCGCCAUUGGAGUUUGGGCAGUCCCUAACUUCAGCCAUGGAAACCCGAGCACAGGAGCUGAGUUCAUCAGAUUACGGUCUACAGUUCGAGUCAGCACUGAGUUCAAUGGUGUCUUCUCCGGCAGCAUCGGCUUCCAAUGUCUCCAACGACAUAUUCAUGGUGUGGGAAUUGCUCGGUAAAUUGGGGAGCAUUGAUAACUCCGGCGAGAUCUCCCCUCACCCUUUGAUGGCUUCUCCUUAUGUUAAUGGAAAUAACAACAGCACGAACACUUCUUGUUACAGCACUCCAUUGAAUUCUCCUCCCAAAUCAAUGGGGAUGAAUUCCAGCAUGGCGGAUCUCUCAGCCGAUCCAGGAUUUGCAGAGAGAGCAGCGAAAUUCUCUCGUUUCGGGAGCAGGAGUUUAAAUGGUCGAGCGAUUCAAUUCGGAACCAACAACAAUUAUGAUGAAAUCUCUGCUUAUAGAUCUAAUCCAUCGUCUUCGAAUGGCAAGCUACCUCGUGUUUCCAGUAGUCCUUUAAAGGCAAUGGCAUCUCAAAUCGGCAAUAAGAACAAUACCCCAUUGCAGGAUCGAUACGAGUUAGCCAAUUCUCAAGAGGAAUCUUCCAUCUCCAAUGGCGGUCCUGGUUCGAAGGGGGCGAAUUCUAGGAAAAGAAAAGCAGUUCCCAAAGCCAAAACAAACGAGAAUUCAACAUCUCCAUCAACAAAUGCUGCAAAGGCGACUGAACAAAACGAAGAAUCAAACGAGAAGCGAUGCAAGUCAACUGAGGGCAAUGACACAGAGCCUCCUGAUCCUCCCAAAGACUACAUUCACGUUAGAGCAAGAAGGGGUCAAGCCACCGACAGCCAUAGCUUAGCUGAAAGAGUCCGUAGAGAGAAAAUCAGUGAGAGAAUAAAGCUUCUGCAGAAUCUUGUUCCAGGCUGCAACAAGGUCUGGAAUUUGUUCUAAUGGGAAAACAAAACAAAUUCGUAAAAUCAUGGCUCCCAGCAUUUUGUGAGGGUGACCUGCAGACGAUAGCUGAAAUGGGGUUUGCCCAAAAUCAAAGCAGAGAAAUGGGAUUACUAUCAGAGAAUUUCCAGGGGUAAAAUCAUGUUGAGCUCUGAUAAUCCAGGACUAAAGCUCAGAAAAGGCGACCACGGCCGCUGUAUAGAAAUUGAAAAUGGAGCAGGUGCAUGAACUAAUGCUUGGAGGAUUCUUUGCCCUUU